Messenger RNA from Penicillium arizonense, 1578 nucleotides. RefSeq names its product sugar porter family MFS transporter. The record is from RefSeq and is a predicted model, not a curated record. Gene Ontology annotation, cellular component: membrane. The coding region runs from base 1 to 1578 and encodes 525 amino acids. NCBI's taxonomy places the organism in Eukaryota, Fungi, Ascomycota, Eurotiomycetes, Eurotiales, Aspergillaceae. The transcript is spliced from 5 exons. Gene Ontology annotation, biological process: carbohydrate transport; transmembrane transport. Gene Ontology annotation, molecular function: carbohydrate:proton symporter activity.
AUGGACUUGAUCACAGGCUUCCUUGACGCGAACGUCAUGAAAGAAAUGACGCUCUCCACCUUCUUGGUUGCCCUUUAUUGCUCUCUCGGUGCUAUUGGAUUUGGUAUCGAUUACGGCUAUUGGUCGGGAAUGCUGGCGAUGCCUCAGUUCAUUAAUGACUUCGGCGUUUACAACCCCAAGACCAACAGCUUUGACCUCCCGUCAACCUGGAAAUCUGCAGGCAGCGGGCCUCCAAUUGCAGGCCUUGCAGUGGGCGCCGUUAUUGCUGGAAUGGUCGGCAAUCAUCUCGGUCGCCUAAAAACUUUCCGCCUUUCCUCUGUGAUCUCUAUCGCGGGGAUCCUCAUCCAGUGCACAUCUAUGGGUUCUUACUGGCAGAUUAUGGUUGGGCGCAUCAUAAACUCAUUAGCACUGGGCAUCCUUGCGAACACGGUACCUGCAUACCUAGCUGAGGUCUCACCCCUCUCCAUCCGCGGAACACUAGUCAAUUGUUACCAGUUUUCGAUUUCGAUCGGAGCAAUUCUGGUGAACACGGCGAACUGGGGCAUGUAUCAACGGACAGACCAGUGGGCAUACCGGUUGGUACUCAUUCUUCAACUGACUGUACCCAUCAUCUUCGUGAUCGGAUCCUUCUUCGUUCCCGAAAGUCCUCGUUGGUUAAUUGGAAAAGAUCGUCAUGCGGAUGCUGGCAAUUCUUUGAGAACUCUUCGCACAGACACGUCGCCAGAGGUCGUCGACCAGGAGAUCCAGCUGAUCAUGGCGGCGGAAAAAGAGAACAAGAGUCAAUUUGACCGAUCUUGGGUUGAAUGCUUUAGAGGAUCCAACCUCCGUCGCACCUUGAUAGCCACCGGAGUUCAGUGUCUGCAGCAAGCGCAGGGAAAUUCUUUCAUGGCCACCUACUCGGUGGUUUACCUCAAAUUACUCGGCGUCCAGGACAUUUACAAGAUUCAGAUUUUGAUGUCGCUCACCAUGGCCCUUGCCUCCGGCUUCGCGUUCUACGUACCUGAUCGUUUUGGUCGACGUUGGCUGCUAAUCGUCACCGCGGUGGCCUUGUGGGUUAGCAUGUACAUAAUUUCAGCAAUCCAGGCUUCUGGCUACUCGAGUCACGCGAGCGGCCAGAAGACCGCUGCUGCGUUUAUAUUCAUAUGGCAGGCGGCAAUGUCUAUCGGCUGGAGCAGCUGUGUGUGGAUCGUAACAGCCGAGGUGCCGACCCUGCAGCUCAGGGAGAAGACGAUCACGAUAGCCACCUUUGUCGGGUUUUGUGUCUCCAUCCUUGUUACUUUCAUCACCCCUUUCAUUCAGGAUCCUGGUUACGGAAAUCUUGGAGCGCGAAUUGGCUUCCUCUACGGUGGGUUUUCCUUUGCCGCUGCUAUAUGGGCCUUCUUGUUUUUCCCGGAGACCGGCUUUCGUAGUCUGGAGGAGCUCGAUGAGUUGUUCCACGAAAAGGUAUCUGUGUGGCGCUUCCGCACGUACCAGACAAGUGGUUAUGGUGCUCAAUUGGCUGAAGUUGAGGAUCCAACUCAUCGCCGCGACGCAGUCUCAGACAAAACAACUGCUGGGCACGAAGAAAACUUGGCCUAA